Messenger RNA from Seminavis robusta, 471 nucleotides. Lineage: Eukaryota; Bacillariophyta; Bacillariophyceae; Naviculales; Naviculaceae. The record is from the annotation of a GenBank genome assembly.
AUGAUGCGUUUCUUGGUUGCUGUGGGCUUGUUUGUCAGUGCGAGUGCCUUUGUGGUUCCUCAGUCAGUCCGCCCCUUGGAGACUGCGUUGGCCAUGGAUCGUCGCGAAGUGCUGGCUGGAGUAGCUGGAUUGAUUGCAAUGCCCGCCAUUGCCAAUGCCAAACCGGCUUCCACUUGGUUCUUUGACGAGCACAUUGAAGAUGUCAGGGAGGAAUCUCAGAUGGCCACAGGAGGCAAGUUGGACAUCAACGCGGCAUUUGUGGGCGACUACAAGGAACUCGUGGGCAUGUUCCCCACUGCGGCUGGAAAGAUUGCCAGCCAUGGGCCUUACGAGAAAGUAAAGGAUAUUUACAAGAUUGACAACUUGACCGAAAAUGACAUCAAACUCUUCAAGAAGUACGAGGCAUCCCUUACCGUCAACCCUCCAGGACGUGCCUUUAGCGAGAGAAUCAAUGCUCGUGUCUCCACCUAA